AUGGUGUCCGGAAAAACUAUGAACGUGAGGGUGACCACAAUGGACGCCGAGUUGGAGUUUGCUAUCCAGCAAACUACCACCGGCAAACAGCUAUUCGAUCAGGUUGUAAAAACCAUUGGCUUGAGGGAGGUAUGGUUUUUCGGCCUGCAGUACACUGACAACAAAGGCGAUAUGACCUGGAUCAAACUGUAUAAAAAGGUCAUGAGCCAAGAUGUUAAGAAGGAAAACCCACUUCAAUUCAAGUUCCGAGCCAAAUUCUAUCCAGAAGAUGUCGCAGAAGAACUUAUUCAAGAUAUUACUUUGAGAUUAUUUUACUUACAGGUGAAAAAUGCCAUUUUAUCUGAUGAAAUUUACUGUCCGUCAGAAACAUCUGUAUUACUUGCUUCAUAUGCUGUUCAAGCAAGGCAUGGUGAUUUCAACAAACUCACUCAUACUCCUGGUUUCCUUACUAAUGAUCGCUUGUUACCACAACGUGUUAUGGAUCAACAUAAAAUGACACGUGAAGAAUGGGAGUCAAGCAUUACUACAUGGUGGCAUGAACAUAGAGGCAUGAUGCGAGAAGAUGCCAUGAUGGAAUAUUUGAAAAUUGCCCAAGAUCUUGAAAUGUAUGGAGUUAACUACUUUGACAUUCUCAACAAAAAAGGAACUGAAUUGUUUUUGGGUGUUGAUGCCCUUGGUCUCAAUAUAUAUGAAAAGGAUGAUAAAUUAACUCCAAAGAUUGGCUUUCCUUGGUCUGAAAUCCGUAAUAUUUCAUUCAAUGAUAGAAAGUUUAUCAUAAAACCUAUUGACAAGAAAGCUCCUGACUUUGUAUUCUUUGCACCACGUGUUCGUAUUAACAAACGUAUUUUGGCUCUUUGUAUGGGAAAUCAUGAAUUGUACAUGAGGAGACGUAAACCUGAUACUAUUGAUGUACAACAAAUGAAAGCCCAAGCAAGGGAAGAAAAACUUGCCAAACAACAACAAAGAGAGAAACUUCAACUAGAAAUAGCUGCCAGGGAAAAAGCUGAAAAAAAACAUCAAGAAUAUGAAGAACGCUUAAAAGUCAUGCAAGCAGAAAUUUCUAAACGUGAACAAGAUUUGCUCAGUGCUCAGGAUAUGAUUCGUCGUUUGGAGGAUCAAUUGAAUAAACUUCAACUAGCUAAAGAAGAACUUGAGCAAAGACAAAACGAACUUCAAAAGAUGAUGGAACGUUUAGAAGAAUCAAAGAACAUGGAAGCAGUAGAAAGAGCCAAAUUAGAAGAAGAGAUCAAAGCUAAACAAGAAGAAGUAAUGCGUAUUCAAUCUGAAGUUGAAACUAAAGACGAAGAAACGAGACGUUUACAAGAGGAAGUAGAAGAGGCAAGACGUAAACAAGAAGAGGCUGCAGCUGCAGCACUUGCUGCUGCCGCAACCCCCAAGCAUCAUCAUGUUACUGAAAAUGAAAAUGAGGAUAAUGAUGAAAUGGUCAAUGGUCAUGAAACACAAGAUUUAGACACUGAUAUGGAUAUUGUUGAUCCAGUAGAGGAACGCCGUACCCUCGCUGAGCGCAACGAACGACUUCAAGAUCAAUUAAAGAUGUUAAAACAAGACUUAGCUCAAUCACGAGAUGAUACCAAGGAGACUGCCAUGGAUAAAAUUCAUCGUGAAAAUGUGCGCCAGGGACGAGAUAAAUAUAAGACUCUGCGUGAAAUUAGAAAAGGCAAUACAAAGCGCCGAGUUGAUCAGUUUGAAAACAUGUAA
Macrosiphum euphorbiae (potato aphid) is the source of this 1719-nucleotide messenger RNA. The record is from the annotation of a GenBank genome assembly. NCBI's taxonomy places the organism in Eukaryota, Metazoa, Arthropoda, Insecta, Hemiptera, Aphididae.